Messenger RNA from Hirundo rustica (Barn swallow), 1024 nucleotides. RefSeq names its product C-type lectin domain family 2 member B-like. The record is from RefSeq and is a predicted model, not a curated record. Lineage: Eukaryota; Metazoa; Chordata; Aves; Passeriformes; Hirundinidae. The transcript is spliced from 8 exons. The coding region runs from base 254 to 904 and encodes 216 amino acids.
GGAUGGAGGUCCUGACCCUGCUGGGGCAUGACCACAGGAAUAAAGCCCUGAUUCUCCCCGGAUCAAGUGCAGACUCUUUCCCUUGCCAUUGACGGACACCUGCUCUGUCUAAAGGAAAAGAGAGGUCUGAUGUGGACAGGGGUUGUCCAGCUCCCGCCCAGGAAGAGGAGCAGUUUGUGCCGCAGCACUGGGCUUGUUGCCGCAAAGCAGACACAGGUGAGGCAAGAGCACCUGUAGAGGUGGAACUCCCAAAAUGGAGGAAAUUAGAGUUUAUUCUGGAUUUUUGGGAAUGGAAAGGAGUAAGCCGGCAGGUCACAGCAUGGAGAUGAAACCAGAGGCACGUGUUGCCUGUCAGGUGAUGCUGGCAGUGCUCUUCACGGCUCUUUUCAUCACAGCCAUCGCUUUUGCAGUGGAGGCUUUUCAGCCUCAUGCCCAGCCCUGCUUUCAGUGUCCAUUCGACUGGAUCUGGUACAGAGAAAAAUGCUACUAUUUUUCUGAGGUUGAGGGGAACUGGACAUCCAGCCAGGACAACUGCUUGGCACUUGGUGCUUCCUUGGCCAUCCUGGACAGCAAGGAGGACUUGAGCUUUGUGAUGAGAUACAAAGGCAUCUCAGAGCAUUGGAUUGGCCUUUCACGGGAGGAUGUGGAGCAGCCAUGGCAAUGGGUGAACCGCUCACCUCUAUCUCACCUGUUUUGGAUCCGUGGUGAUGAGCUCUGUGCUUACCUGGAUGACAAUGGGCUCAGCUCUUCCCACUGCAGCACUGAGAGGAGCUGGGUUUGUAAUAAACAUGAGCUGCAGAGCUCAAGCAAGGGCAACAGGAUGAGACGGCCUCCAAACCUCUGUGUCAGCUCCUUGGGUGCUGCAGGGAGACCUUCUCACUCCCAGAUAUCUGGUGCACCAUAGAGACAUGAAAGGAAAUCUCAAAAAGGUUUUGAGCUCCCUGGGCAAAGGGUUAUUGGGGGGGAGGUAGGAUCCAGGGGACCAACAAGGUGUUUCUGGAACAAGGCAGACUUUGGGGAUCCA